AUGGCCUCAUUCUUGGGCGCGCUGCGCCGUAACUGGCUCAUCUUCCGCCCUCCCGUGGCGACCAAGCAAGAUGAUGCCCUCAAGUUCGGCAUCCUUGGGGCCGCCAACAUCGCAGAGAUGGGCUUCAUCGUCCCGGCCAAGAGUCACCCGGAGGUGAUCGUCUACGCGGUUGCGGCCCGGGACAAGAAAAGAGCCGUCGCCUACGCCAAGAAACACGGAAUCCCCGAGGUCAGGGACAGUUAUCAAGCAAUCCUGGACGACCCGGCCAUCGAUGCAGUCUACAUCCCCACACCCAACGGGCUGCACUUCGAGUGGGCGCUCAAGGCCCUGGCCGCAGGCAAGCACGUCCUGCUGGAGAAGCCGAGCACCUCCAACGCCGAGGAGGCGCAGCUGCUCUUCCGGUCGCCGCUGAUCCUCACGCCGCAGAGGCAGCCCGGCCCCGUGCUGAUGGAGGCGUUCCACACCUUCUUCACGCCGGCCUGGCGGCUCUUCAUGACCACGGUCGACCGGCCGAGCAUCGCGCACGUGCAGGCGCGCGCCGUGAUCCCCUCCUUCAUCGCAGCGGACGACGACAUCCGCUUCAACUACGACCUCGCCGGCGGUUCUGCCAUGGACGUCGGCACGUACACCGUCCGGGCGGUGCGCGGGGUCAUGGGCGUCGAGCCCGAGGCGUGCGUCGGCGCCGACCUGCAGCGGAUGCCGCCGCCGUACGAGCGGUGCGACUGCAUGUUCCGCGCGCAACUCCAGUUCCCGGGCGACGCCGUCGGCGAGAUCGAGGGCGGGCUGCGCGGGUCCAACUUUGGCCUGGCGUGGCCGACGCUUACCGUCCGGCAUCGCGCGGUGGCCGUCACGGGCGCGGAGGUGGAGGACGGGACGGAUGUGAAGCGGACGCGCAAGGUUGUGUUUGUGAAUUUCAUGUUCGGCCCAAUCUACCACCGCAUAGACAUCGAGGAUGAGUUUGUCGUCACGAAGGAGGGCACCGAGGAGGUGGUGCGCAAGUAUGUCAAGAAGGAGACUAAGAAGGCGUAUACCUUCAAGGAGAUGGGCGUUGACCAGCCUGGUGAGAUAUACUGGCUGACGUACCGUCACAUGCUGGAGCAGUUUGUGAACCGCAUCCGUGGUCGUGAGGGCUCUGGUAUGUUUAUAACGCACGAGGACAGCAUGGCGCAGAUGCGGGCGCUGGACAUGAUUUAUGAGAAGUCUGGCUUGGGUUUGAGGCCGACGAGUGAGUACAGGCCGUAA
This is a messenger RNA of Diaporthe amygdali, 1242 nucleotides long. Its product is annotated as oxidoreductase domain containing protein. The record is from RefSeq and is a predicted model, not a curated record. Bases 1 to 1242 code for a protein of 413 amino acids. The transcript is spliced from 2 exons. NCBI's taxonomy places the organism in Eukaryota, Fungi, Ascomycota, Sordariomycetes, Diaporthales, Diaporthaceae. Gene Ontology annotation, molecular function: nucleotide binding.